AUGAGUUUGACAUCAGAUUUGUUGCAAGAUCUUAGUGAAAGUGAGGAUGAUAUUGUUGAAAACAAUACAGCGCCAGGGAAGAUAGAUGACCAUGGAGAUACCAGAACUAAAUUACUGCAGAUAAUAGAAAAAUCAAAUCAUCCUGCUUUAGAUGAGGAGCCUCUGGUCGAUAAGCUAUUAGCUAUUGAACCAGAGUUCCGGAUAUGGAUGGAUAAGAAUGGGUUUGCGGACCUUGAUCUUCUUAAUCAGUUACAGCCAGUAAUUCUUAAAGAGGCACAAGUGAUAUACAACAACAUUACAUUUACUUAUGCGGACAAGUUUUCAGAGCUAUCUACCAUUAUCUCCGAUAGAAAUCAGUAUAUUCGUGUACUGCAGGAGCUAGAAAAAAAUCCGAAGGCUCCAAACCUUGAUUUGAUUUUAUCGAAAGAACAAUGUUUGCUUGUUUCAAUGGCUAUGAAAACAGGGUUCCGGGCGGAUCAAAAAAUUGAUAUUAGUUAUACAUAUGGUAUUAUUGAUAAACAUCUUAUUUUGGACAAAUUGCAUGAAGAUAUUGUGUCAUUCAUAUCUAAACAGAUACGUAAUGUCGCUCCAAAUGUAUGCGCGCUGGUUGGUGAACAUAUAGCAGCAAAGCUGUUAGCGAGUACAGGCGGAAUUAAAGGCUUAAGUGAAGUACCUAGUUGCAAUCUGGCGUCUAUUGGGAAACCCAAAUACCUUUCGCACCUUCAACAGGUUGACGCAUCUCGAGUUCGCCAACAAGGCCACAUCUUCAGCUCCCCAUUGGUACAAGAUCAGGUUCUUUCCUUUCAAAAGCAAGCCGUUCGCAUGUUAUGCGCUAAGGUAUCAUUAGCAGCUCGGGUUGACUAUAGUCAAAGAGGCGAAGUGGGCGAUGACAGCCUUGGGCGUAAGUGGCAAGAAGAGAUCCUGGAAAAGCUUCUGAAGCUCCAAGAUCCCCCAAAUACCUCAAAAAUAAAACCUUUACCUGUACCACAAGAGAAUGUAAAGAAGAAGCGCGCAGGACGCAGAUUCAGGAAGUACAAAGAAAAGUUCCAACUUUCUCAUCUUCGGCAGUUGCAGAACCGUGUCGAAUUUGGUGCUAAAGAACAGGUCAAGUUGGACGCUUUUGGCGAAGAGAUUGGCUUGGGUAUGGCAAUAGGAACUGUUGUAACUUCGGCCGUUUCCUCUGGAAACACCGCAAAGGUGAGAAAGCAAAUGAAACAGAGGGUAGAAAAAGCCCGGCAGGAUACUGGCGUGUUUUGGGAUCUAUAUGCAGGGCCUAAUCUAGGCCAGCAGUCUAGAGAAGCCCCUAAUAAAAACAACAGCGACGUCAAUUCACCCAAGGAUGUGAAAAAUGCUUUAACUGACAGCAAUUGGUACUUUCGUCAUCUAAAAUAG
Messenger RNA from Eremothecium sinecaudum, 1392 nucleotides. It is a transcript of the gene PRP31, whose product is annotated as U4/U6-U5 snRNP complex subunit PRP31. Gene Ontology annotation, cellular component: precatalytic spliceosome; U4 snRNP; U4/U6 x U5 tri-snRNP complex. The record is from RefSeq and is a predicted model, not a curated record. The transcript has a single exon. NCBI's taxonomy places the organism in Eukaryota, Fungi, Ascomycota, Saccharomycetes, Saccharomycetales, Saccharomycetaceae. Bases 1 to 1392 code for a protein of 463 amino acids. Gene Ontology annotation, biological process: spliceosomal tri-snRNP complex assembly; mRNA splicing, via spliceosome.